AUGGUUUUCGCUUCUGCAAAUCAAGACACCGACACUCGCCGAAGGCCGAUUACGACAAAUAUAGAUGACGAAGACAUCUAUUCGACUUUGAAAGGAAACUUGACUCACUUGGUAUGGGAGGCCGGAAGUACUCAAGUCAAGCAGGCCUUCGUAACUUGGACGAGCAUUGAUCUUUUUCGUCCUUACUUCGAUACCGAUGUAGUUCAGGUUUCGCGAAGAUUUUUGUUUUCGUUCAUUCCACAAAAACCGGAAUAUUUUAAAAAGGUGAUACCGGGAAAUGAACUUUAUGGCCCACUGAUGCUCGUCUUUACAUUAGUCAUUUUGCUGCAUUUCAGCAUGAAAACAAGUGGAUAUCAGUUGGUUAGCGUCAUGAAUUCAUCCGUACAUGUGUAA
This is a messenger RNA of Soboliphyme baturini, 393 nucleotides long. The record is from the annotation of a GenBank genome assembly. Lineage: Eukaryota; Metazoa; Nematoda; Enoplea; Dioctophymatida; Soboliphymatidae.